AUGCUCGACAACGCAAACCCAACCGUAAUCGAUGCAUCUGAGCUCGAUUCCCUUCGACAAAAGCGCAGGAAAAAGGGCGAAACCGGAAGAAAAGAUGCAGUCAUUGAUGAACUUUUUGACCAGACCCAUUACAAGAUGGAUCCUUUUUAUAUGUCUGAAGUACAAGAUGUUGAAUCGGACUCUGACGAUUCGAGUAUUGAGCCAAUCGAUGAACAAGAAAUAUACGAACUUAUAGCUCCUAUUUCCGAUCCAGAACACCCUCUAUCGCUGGAGUCCUUGGGGGUCGUCAAGCCAGAAGACGUCCAUUUAAGUAAAUAUCCAGAUCAAACGGGUCCUAUAUUGCUAUUUCACGUACUGGUAGAGCUCACGCCAACUGUUACCCAUUGCUCCCUUGCUACAGUGAUAGGAUUAGGAGUACGCGUGCGGCUAGAGCAAGCUCUUCCUCCAUGCUAUCGGAUUGAAGUUCGGAUCAAAAAAGGCACUCACAGUCAAGCGGACGAAGUCAACAAGCAAUUAUCUGACAAGGAAAGAGUUGCCGCCGCAUUGGAAAAUGAAAAUCUUUUAGGAAUCCUUAAAAAGAUGAUGAACCCAUGCCUUGACAUACAAAUUUGA
Messenger RNA from Blumeria graminis f. sp. triticale, 612 nucleotides. The record is from the annotation of a GenBank genome assembly. Lineage: Eukaryota; Fungi; Ascomycota; Leotiomycetes; Helotiales; Erysiphaceae.